Carassius gibelio (silver crucian carp) is the source of this 2145-nucleotide messenger RNA. Its product is annotated as solute carrier family 35 member F4-like. Lineage: Eukaryota; Metazoa; Chordata; Actinopteri; Cypriniformes; Cyprinidae. Gene Ontology annotation, cellular component: membrane. The coding region runs from base 267 to 1514 and encodes 415 amino acids. The transcript has 7 exons. The record is from RefSeq and is a predicted model, not a curated record.
AGCAGCAUGACAGUGCAACAUCUACAAUAGAGCACACUGAGAGUGUGUGUGAGCCAGAGAGUAAGAGCAGUAAGUUUGUCACUUAGCAGAAAGAGAGAAGUAACAGCAGGAGAACAGCAAAGUAAAAGAUAUCAAGAGGAACCAGAAAGAGACUGGGAGUGACAAGAGAGAUGUGCGUGGGGAUGAAGUGGAUUUGUUGGAGGAGUUGAGCCGUGCCGCUCAUACACAAAACAAAAAACUCAGGACUCCCAAGGAAGGAGGAAAGGAUGAAGAAACACUCGGCCCGAGUGGCCCCUCUCAGUUCCUAUAGCGCCCAGGUGCUCACCUGCACCAUCUCUGAAGGAGAGGACGGCUCAGAUUCACAUGCAGAGACUCCAGUCAGUGAAACCAGUGGAGAUGGCACAGCAUAUCAGACCUGCGUCAACACAGUGCUCAAGGUGCUGGGGGGUUUGCUGGUGGUGCUGUGUGUCUCCUCGUGCUGGGUGGGCAUCACACAGGUGGUCCAGCUCACAUUCAAAUCCUUUUCCUGUCCCUUUUUCAUCACAUGGUUCAGCACCAACUGGAACAUUCUCUUCUUCCCCCUCUACUAUUCUGGGCACGUGGCCACUACCAGAGAAAAACAGACGCCCAUUCAGAAAUUCAGGGAAUGUAGUCGGUUGUUUGGGGAGGACGGAAUGUCUCUGAAGGUGUUUCUGAAGAGAACAGCGCCUUUCUCCAUCUUGUGGACGCUUACUAACUACUUGUACCUAUUAGCACUGAGAAAACUAACCGCUACAGACGUCUCAGCGCUCUACUGCUGCCACAAGGCAUUUGUCUUCCUCUUGUCAUGGAUUGUCCUCAAGGAUCGUUUCAUGGGUGUGCGGAUUGUGGCUGCCAUUAUGGCUAUCACAGGCAUCGUGAUGAUGGCAUAUGCUGAUGGUUUCCAUGGGGAUUCCUUUAUGGGUGUGGCCUUUGCAGUUGGCUCCGCCUCCACUUCUGCUCUCUACAAGGUGCUGUUUAAGAUGUUCCUCGGCAGUGCCAAUCUGGGCGAGGCUGCUCAUUUCUUCUCCACGAUGGGCUUUUUCAAUCUCAUCUUCAUCUCCUGCGUUCCCCUCAUCCUGUACUUCACCAGGGUGGAGCACUGGGGCUCCCUCUCCUCUUUGCCCUGGGGUUAUCUUUGCGGGGUGGCCGGCCUUUGGCUAGUAUUUAACAUCCUGGUCAAUGUAGGAGUGGUGCUCACGUAUCCGAUCCUCAUAUCCAUUGGGACGUUACUCAGUGUUCCAGGCAAUGCAGCCAUAGAUGUGCUGAAGCAUGAGGUCAUCUUCAGCGUGGUGCGUCUGGCUGCCACCUGCAUCAUCUGCCUGGGCUUCCUGCUGCUGCUGCUCCCUGAGGAGUGGGACACGGUCACCCUGCGCUUCCUCACCACCCUGGCCGACAAGAAGACGGAGGAGCACGGCGAGGAGCUCACGGAAUCCAGCGUCCACACACGCAGCCGGAGUAGAGCCAAUGGAGCCGUAUCCAUUCCCAUGGCAUGACCUUUGACCUGUGAAUGAAUAACCAGCGAUCAACACUGAUCCACCCUGUGGCAGCCUAUGUAAUAAAAUAAAUAAAUAAUAAAUAAAUAAAAAAAGAGCAGUUUGAUUUUAUUUGUAUUUUGGAAAGACAAAAGAGAAUAUGAAAGUGAAGAGAAAGGAUAGUAUUUUCUUUAAUAAGAACUAUAACAUCAACAAAUCAGAAGAAAUGUCACAGAUCAUGUCGUCCUGCUCUUUAAUAGAGAUCACAGCAAAGGCUCGAGUGUUUUUAUUUUACAGAAGGGAUCUAGCAUUCUCUUCCCUGCCAUUUCUAUGGGAAGAUAUACGCAUCCAUUCCAUAGAAAUGGACUUUCAGACUUUUGUCUCCCGCUGCACGCCAACCCGCACCCCUGAACCCCUCCGCUAGCCCCUUCCCAUGGAAUGUAUUCUGUGAAUAUAGACUCUGUCAGGGCCAGUUCGGCUCACUACAUGAAUGCAUACAGAGAUCGGAUAUAUAUGUAUAUGAAAUAUGAGGAUUAUUUGCAUUGUACGUAGUGUGUAAUACAUGUAGGAGAAAUAUAUUAUGCUUUAAUGAAUAAGCCUUUCUUUUCUUUUUAUAAUAAAAGACAAAAAUAAAGAUCUGCACUGAAAAGCA